Paracoccidioides brasiliensis Pb18 is the source of this 1353-nucleotide messenger RNA. RefSeq lists its product as uncharacterized. The transcript has a single exon. The record is from RefSeq and is a predicted model, not a curated record. Gene Ontology annotation, molecular function: intramolecular lyase activity. Bases 1 to 1353 code for a protein of 450 amino acids.
AUGAAUAUACCAUCUUCUUCCAUCCAUGUCCCUUUCCGCCGCACCGCGUAUCAAUGCCUCCGCCAAACCCAACUUUCGAGCCGCAUGCCGCUCCAUGGUGUUCAGCGGCAGCACCAGCACCAGCAUCAGCAGUGUCGUCUUUUGUCCGCGAAGUCCACCCCAUCAAUGUCCCGGUUUACUGUGAACCCCCAACGUAGAGCUAGUGCACAGAUCUCUGCCAACUCUGUUCAACGGUGUAAACGGACUAUAGUGGUGUGUCUGGCUGGCAUUGUCGCCAGUGGCCUGGGAAUGUAUGCCGUUAUUGCAUCAUCGGAGUUAGAUAAAAAUGUCCCGAAUGAUAAAAAGGCUCCAUCGACACCAUCGCAAUCAGACAGAGGUUCUAAUAUGGGUAGAAUUAUCAAACUUGAUGGUCCGUCCGGUCUAGAGGAAAACCCAACAACGAUCGUAGUCGAUGGCGUCGAACAAGUUCCCACUGGAAACUCCACAAUCCCCAAUUUCCCCAAAUCCAUCAAACUUCCCGACAGCAGUUCCCAGCACAUAGAUAGACGAGUGGGCGAUGCGCUUCCCUCCAACUCACAGACGGAAGAAUACACGUUAAUCGGCCUAGGUAUUCGCACCGUCUCCUUCCUCAGCAUCCAGGUCUACGUCGUGGGUCUCUACAUCGCCAAAUCAGAUAUUGCAGCUCUACAACAACUGAUGGUCCGAAGAGCUGCAACGCCCGUAAGCGUUUCUGCUGUAAACGAGAGUGCUGUCCCUGCCACCUCCCUCAUCUCAACAGAGCGAGAGACGUUGAAGCAAAUGCUCCUGGACCCGGAGCAAGGGGAGGAGGUGUGGAAUCAGAUUCUUAGGGAAAACGGGAUCCGCACUGCGCUACGCAUCGUUCCUACGAGGAAUACGGAUUUCCUACAUCUCAGAGAUGGCUGGGUUCGUGCUAUUACGGCACGGGCACAGAGUGCAAAUGCAUAUGCCAAGGCCCUUGCGGCAAAGCAGGGUUCUGGCAUGCCGGCUGGCGCAGAAGUAGUGUCUGAGUUUGCGGAUGAGAGUUUUGGGAAUGCGAUUAAUGAAUUUAAGACGCUCUUUGGUGGUGGGGUAAGGAAAAAUGUACCAAAAGGUCAGAUUCUGUAUCUUCUCCGGAACAAGGUGGGCGGGUUGGAGUCGAUGUUUGACACUGGGAGUGGAAAUCCGAUGGUUUGGUUGGGGGAGGUAAAGGAUGAACGGGUAAGCCGGUUGUUGUGGGUGGGAUAUCUGGCGGGAAAGAAGGUCGCGAGCGAGGGAGCAAGGAAGAGUAUCGUUGAUGGAAUUAUGCAGAUCGUGGAGAGGCCGGUUGGGACUGUUGCACAGAGAAUUGCGUGA